CAUCGUUGUGCAGAUGGUGUCAUUUUGAAUCUCGGCCAGCAGGCGGCAAUAGAGUCAGUCACGCGCAGCGCGCACCGCUCCUCGUCACCAGCGAGUAACGGUCAGCAGCCCUGAGCGCUGGAGAGGAAUGGAACAGUGAAAGACCUCUUCAUCGGCGAGGGCCUACUAAUGGCCUAUCGAGGAUGCUAGUGUUACCAUGGGCAGCGUCACUCUGCGCUACUUUUGCUAUGGUUGCCUCUUCACCUCCGUGACCUGGUCAGUUCUACUCUUCCUGUAUUUCAACCUAAGCCAGGAAAGCCGUUUGUCCUUUAAAGAUGUGCCCGUCCAGGGGCAGCACCGUUUUCAGUCUCGUUUCACCCGUGGCCCAGCAGUCCUGCGCAGAGAUGGCAGUCAAGUCCACAAAGGACGUGCAGUGGAGACUCUCAAGCUGGACCUUUCUCCAGAGCUGGGAAUGAUUUUUAACAAGCAGGACCAAGAGGUACGAGAUAUGGGCUAUCAUAAGCACGCCUUCAACGUUCUCAUCAGUAACCGACUUGGCUACCACAGAGAUGUCCCCGACACCAGGAAUGACAAGUGCAGAGAUCGGAUCUAUCCCGUGGCCUUGCCCACAGCUAGCAUAGUGAUCUGCUUCUACAAUGAGGCAUUCUCUGCUCUCCUUAGGACGGUUCACAGUGUGCUAGAUCGCACACCAAACUAUCUGCUCCAUGAGAUCAUUCUGGUGGACGACCACAGCGAAUUGGAUGAUUUGAAGGAAGACUUGGAUUCUUACAUAAAGCAGCACCUGCAGAAGAAAGUGAAGCUAGUUCGUAAUGAGAAGAGGGAGGGCCUGAUCCGUGGAAGGAUGAUUGGGGCAUCUCACGCUACAGGUGAGGUGUUGGUGUUUCUGGACAGUCACUGUGAGGUGAAUGAGGCAUGGCUCCAGCCUCUGCUCACACCCAUUAAAGAAAACAGAAAAAACGUGGUUUGUCCAGUCAUUGACAUCAUCAGCGCAGACACACUAGUAUACAGCCCCUCUCCUAUUGUGCGCGGUGGAUUCAACUGGGGCUUGCACUUUAAAUGGGAUCCAGUGCCCGUGUCUGAACUCAGCAGCCCUGAUGGAGCCAUCAGGUCUCCCACGAUGGCAGGUGGGCUGUUCGCCAUGGACAGGAAGUAUUUUUAUGAGCUUGGUCAGUAUGACCGCGGCAUGGACAUCUGGGGUGGCGAGAACUUGGAAAUAUCUUUUCGGAUUUGGAUGUGUGGAGGGCAGUUACUGAUCGUUCCCUGCUCCAGGGUGGGGCACAUCUUCCGCAAGCGCCGGCCCUAUGGGUCACCCGGAGGUCAGGAUACAAUGGCCCACAAUUCCCUGCGUUUGGCCAAUGUCUGGAUGGAUGACUAUAAGGAGCAGUACUUUGUCUUGCGCCCGGAGCUGAGGAACCGUAACUAUGGUGACAUCAGUGAGCGGGUUGCUAUUCGGAAGCGUCUGCAGUGUCACUCCUUCAAAUGGUACCUGGACAAUAUCUACCCCGAAAUGCAGGUCUCCUCCCCACACAAGCCUCAGCAUCCUGUCCUUAUCAACAAGGGUUUGAAGAGGCCCAAAGUCCUGCAGCGGGGUCGGUUGCGUAAUCUGCUGGCUGACAAGUGUCUGGUGGCACAGGGGCGUCCCAGUCAGAAAGGGGGUGCUGUGGUGGUGAGAGACUGUGACCCACAGGACCCUGAGCAGGAAUGGGCAUAUGAUGAGGAGCAUGAGUUGAUUCUCGCCGGGCUGCUGUGUUUGGACAUGUCUGAGAUUCGUUCUUCUGACCCGCCGCGCCUCAUGAAGUGUCACGGCUCAGGUGGAUCUCAGCAGUGGACACUGGGGAAUAAUAAGUGGCUAUACCAGGUGUCAGUUGGCCAGUGUUUGGCUGUUGCCGACCCUCACAGCAUCAAAGGAUAUGUUACUAUGGCGAUCUGUGAUGAUUCCCGGUCCCAGAAGUGGCAGUUAGAGAGUUGAGGAUGUUGGAAAUGUGAGGAACAGCUAUAGCGCCCCUCUGGCUGGGUAUUGAACUGCA
Molecule: messenger RNA, 2027 nt
Organism: Carassius carassius (crucian carp)
Lineage: Eukaryota; Metazoa; Chordata; Actinopteri; Cypriniformes; Cyprinidae
Product: polypeptide N-acetylgalactosaminyltransferase 11-like
Exons: 12
Coding region: 197-1969 (590 amino acids)
Biological process (GO): regulation of Notch signaling pathway
Cellular component (GO): Golgi apparatus
Molecular function (GO): Notch binding
Source: RefSeq, a predicted model, not a curated record